UCUGUCCGCCAGAUAAGAUGUCGACUCGACACAAAUUGUUAUCCGUCAUUGAUGCGGGGAAAAUUCGCUUUUGUAACUGUUUUUCGUACCCGUUCCUUUUCCCUGUGCUGUCUUCGUUUGUGUUCAUUUUAUUACCGAGUGUGUGUUUCCGUGAAAAAGUUAAUUGGCAGUAACUUGUGUGCACGUUCGUUUUCUGUUUGUCUAAAUGUCAUUUGUGAUUACAGUGUUUGUUUUUGAAGUCAGGAAGCAGAUGUAAGUACGGUGGGAUUACUGUUCGUAAAUUUCUAACAAUUUGGGAAAAUACAAUAAUAUGGCGUUCAGAACGAAUUUAUACAAAGCUUAGGCAAUGAAGAAAUAUUUGUCAAAUAUUAAAACAGGAAUUUCAUGGAAUGACGCAAAGUCUUCUUUCUGUUUACAAGAAUUUUGACAUAAAGUGGAGAUUUGUUUUUCCGCUUGAAGAUCCAUUUCGUGAAUUUUCUUCUUUGUGCUAAUUGACACCAUACCAUCCUUAUAUGUGAUGACAGCAGGCUUCGUCUCUAACACUAAACCAAGUGUUAAAAUUAUUCUUUGUUUAGCCGCGGAUUAAACAAGUCUGAAGUGGUUAAACGGAUAUUGUUUUGCUUUCAUGAACAUUUCAGAAGGAAAUUCGGAAAUGCGUAUAGAGAGCUCCAAUUGGAGUGUAAAGAGACGUCCAAUGGAAAUAUACAUAGAUAAAUUAAACAAAAAUAUAAAAGCGAAUGUUGGAGUAUGGAAAUAAAUAAAGGGAUAUACAACGCAAUAUAUAGAGAAAUCCAGUGGAAAUAUGUCAAAAAGAAUAUAAUUGAAAUAUUUAAAGAGAAAUCCAGUGGAAAUAUAUAAAGAAAAAUAUAAUGGCAAUAUUUAAAGAGAAAUCCAGUGGAAAUAUAAAUGCGAAAUCCAAAGAAUUAAGCACCACCAUGGAUGUCGCAGAAGCUUGGAUCGACUUGCUCUCUUCUGAAGGAUACUGUGUUCUGCAGUCCAUCGACGUGGGCAGCUUCGGAGAGGUCUUCACAGUCCAGCGGCACGGGCACGCCAAACUCCUGGCCGUGAAGAAGAUCAUAUCUAGCAGACGUGUGGAGGAGGAUCCCACGAUCCUCAAUGAAAUUUCUCUACUGAUGAAGCUCAAACACCGUCACGUUAUAUCGAUAAAGGACGUGGUGUGCACUCCCCACGUAGCGUGCAUCAUCAUGGAAUACGCGGGGCUCGGGAACCUUAAUUGUUUUGUCAAAGAGAGGAAGAUGAUGAGUGAUAAUUUCAUUGGAAAUGUGUUUCGACAGUUACUGUCCGCCCUGUCUUUUUGUCAUGGCAACAGAAUAGCCCAUUGUGACGUCAACCCCAGCAAUAUGCUCAUGGUGUCUGAGAAUCUCGUGAAGCUGGCGGAUUUUGGCACUGCCAUGUUGUGUAUCGACAAGAACGGCAAAUCGGCGCUGUGUCACAACUACCUAGGUCAGAACUCGUACCUCGCACCGGAAGUUCUGUGUCGCCAGCCGUUUAACCCUCUCUACGCCGACGUGUGGAGUCUGGGGUGCGUUCUGUAUUUUAUGACGUUCUGUGACGUUCCUUUCACAGGAGGAAGUGCCGUUAUUUUAAACGAACAGAGAUCCAAAGGUGUUACUUUCCCACAAAACACAAUGCGAAAAGUUCAACAUCUCGCGCAUACAUGUGGAUACAUUACAGAAGUGUGCAAAGUGAAUCCAAGAUUACGACCAACGGUAAAAGAGUUAACGUUGUCAUGGUCACGGAUAAAUAAUCAUUUAACUCACUAAUCGACUGAAUGGCAUACAAAUAUAACAAGAUAAUGAAUAAAGCCAUUUCCACUUUAGUAUAAUUGGAUUUCUAUGCAAUUAGGAAUCUUUCCGCAGCGUUGACAAUAACAUUGCCUUAUAUUGUGUUUCCAAACGCUCAAAAGCUACAAGCAUCUAAAUCCAAACGCUCAAAAAUCUAUAAUCACCUAAACUAAAUUUAUACUCUUAUAUUGUAUAGAGGCAUUAACGAAAAUUAUUAUAUUUGUGUAUUGUUCAAUGUUUGUCGCCAGUAGCUUGUCCGCUUUUUUUCCCCAGCAGCUUAUGUAAUUAACUCGUACCUUAUCAAUAACUAAUUUGCAAUCAACUAAUCAUUAUUUCCACUUCGUUAACAGUUAGUCAUUCGGCAGAGAUCUAGAUCAUUCGGUAGAGCGCUGGCCUGUGGUGCUUAGAUCGUAGAAUCCAACCUCCUAGGUGGACACAUUUGGGCUUGUAACAGUCCCAACCGAAGCCCCAAGACUGAUAUACCCUUGAUGCUAAACAUAGGGUGGGGUGUGGAUGUAGUGGGCUUCCUCUGAAGAGUGUUAGAAUUACCAAAUAUUUGACAUCCUUUAGCGGGGACGGGAUUUCCUGAUGUGCUUGGGUCGAUGGAUCGAAUCUCCUCGAUUAACCUAUGCUUGGGGGUUUUCCGUCCCAGCCAAUGCAUCCCAACUGCUAUAUCAAAGAAUGUGGUGUGUGCUAUCAAGAAAAACAAAACGUAUCGAACACGUUUAAACUCUUACACUUACACUCGAUGACACUACAUUGUGUCAUCAUUAUUUAGUUUCGUAUUCAAUUCGUUUUAGAUAUAUUAUCGUAAUUGCACUUCAUAUCCCUUUUUACAGUUGUUUAAAUUAUUAUUUUUAAUUUUUCAAAUACGAAUAGAUGCAUUGGUAACCAUCAAACUUAAAUACGAAGAAACGAGACAAAGGGAGAUAAUUUAAUCAUGCACUUUUACAAAAAAGUAAAUAUGAUUUCUAUAUUUUCACUGUAGCUAAAAUACAGUGAAAAUAUGACUUUUCACCGGAUAUCACUUUUAUGGUUUCCGUAGAUCUAUAUAUUUCAUUGCUAUGUAUAUAAUAAAAAUUAAGAUCGCUUAUGGGCAAUAAAUAGGAUACUAAACUCGCUACCAUUUCGUAUCAUGCUUAUGUACCUCGUAAAAUAAUUUCUAUUAUUACCCCAGCGGUCACGCAUAACAGGGAAAAUAUUUUCCAUAUUUUCUCAGUGAGAAAUAUUCUGCAUUGGUCUAACGAACAAUACUAUUGGAUAGUUUGACGCUUACAA
Gigantopelta aegis is the source of this 3083-nucleotide messenger RNA. Its product is annotated as NUAK family SNF1-like kinase 2. The coding region runs from base 870 to 1784 and encodes 304 amino acids. The transcript has a single exon. The record is from RefSeq and is a predicted model, not a curated record. Gene Ontology annotation, molecular function: ATP binding; protein serine/threonine kinase activity. Gene Ontology annotation, biological process: protein phosphorylation. Gene Ontology annotation, cellular component: cytoplasm. NCBI's taxonomy places the organism in Eukaryota, Metazoa, Mollusca, Gastropoda, Neomphalida, Peltospiridae.